CACGAUUUAUCGUUUCUAGCUUAACUACCACGGUGAGAUGGCCGUGGAGUCUGUGCUGGUUCCUGUGAAGUCGAAACGGGCUCUGUGGACAGACAGAAGGAGGCGAGAAAACCCGCCGCUGUCCCCUUCGACCUCCAUUUUUAAAAAACAAUAACGGUCUGAUCCUGGUUUUGCCCUGCAGACGUGAAGCCUGACUCCUCAGAACCCAGAGCAGUGCUUAACAUCUCCUCACUGUUCCUGAAUACUGAAGCCUGGGUAAAACCUGUCAGUGUAAUUUGUUACUGAUGUUCAAACGUGUUGGGAACUUACAACAACUCUAAGGCUGUGUCAUUAACAUGUUUACUUAUGUUUACUCAAAGCCCUGGACAGGUUUGUGUUGUAGCUGUGUGGCUGGGCAGCCUGGCUGCCUCCCUGCCUCCAGAUGAAUGAAGAACACUCCGGGACACAGAGACACAGCUGAUACAGGGCAUGCAGGUGUUUCUGCAAAUAUGAUGAAGAAAAAGAAUCCCCAUAAGAAACACAAGAGCAGCCUGGGUCCGACCACCAAAGUUUUGUCGCAGCCUCGACGCAACAUUGUCGGCUGCAGGAUCCAGCAUGUGUGGAAGGAAGGAGGAGGCCAUGUGAUCUGGAAAGGAACAGUGCUCGACCAGGUUCCAGUGAAUCCGGCUCUCUAUCUGAUAAAGUAUGAUGGCUUUGACUGUGUUUAUGGUCUGGAGCUUCAUAAAGACGAGAGAGUUCAGGGGCUGGAGGUGCUCCCUGACAGACUGGCUAAAUCCCGUCUGACAGACGUCAGUCUGGCAGAUGCCAUGAUAGGUAAAGCAGUGGAACACAUGUUUGAGACAGAGGAGGGUCCAAAGGAGGAGUGGAGGGGGAUGGUGCUGGCCCGGGCUCCCAUUAUGACCACCUGGUUCUACAUCACCUAUGAGAAAGACCCCGUCCUCUACAUGUACCAGCUGCUGGACGACUAUAAAGAAGGAGACCUCCGCAUCAUGCCUGACUCUAACGACAGUGUCCCAACGGAGAGGGAACCUGGUGAGGUGGUGGACAGCCUGGUGGGUAAACAGGUCGAGUACGCUAAAGAUGACGGUGGCAAACGAACAGGCAUGGUCAUCCAUCAGGUGGAGGCCAAACCCUCUGUCUACUUCAUCAAGUUUGACGACGACUUCCUCAUUUACGUCUAUGACCUGGUCAAAACUUCAUAAAACUUAGUGGACGUCCUGAAUCCAUCCCCCAAGACAGAAACAAAAUGCAACACAUGUUGAAAUAUCUGAAGCAUUUAAUCCAGCACUUGUCCCUCAGAGCAUCAAACACAAAACAGAAACCUGAAAAACGAAUUCUUGCUGUGGAAGAACACAGGAUAGAUACUUUUUGAGGAUGGGCUUGGUGAAGUUGAAGCCUCUCAUCUAUGACCUUCUUAGACUCUUAAAAUAGAAAGAAUAAAUUGGCAGUGAUUUUACGGAACAAGGUCCUAAACAUUUUAAGGCCCCUUACCUUUCUGAAAAAAGGAAAGCUGUCUAAAAAUUCUGCUUUGAAGCGAGAUGGAGGUUUUUUACAAUAUCACAUUCUAAAAAAAAAAAAAUCUAAAUGCUUUCAUGAUUUCCCAAGGCCAUGUUACACCUAAAGAAACUAAACCUUCAGAUGAAUUUUUAGUGUCUGAUUUCAGCCAGUGUGCUGGUUGCUGGUUGUUUGAUCAUGGCCAGCUCCUCUGUGCUAAAAAACAAAGAAACAAGAUGAGGAUGGUCACUGGAGUUGGCGGCAGCAUGGUAACAUGACCAAAUUAAAAGACUUCAAAGAAUUCUUGUUAUGUUUCCUACAUCAGCUAACUGGCCACAGAAAAAUGGGCAGACUCCUAGUGAAGAAAUGAAGUCUGGAGCUGGUCGUUGAAUGGUGCUUCAAAAAGAAAGACUGGAAGAAUGUGAAUUCUUGGACCAGAAAAACAAACUGUUGCUAUCACUAUGGAGAAUGAGGAACAAACAAUACAGCUCAGUGUUGUGGAUAACUUUUGUAAUCCCUCUCAUCUGUCACAUCCAGUAAGGAUUGGCAUCACAACCGUAUGGAAGCCCAUUUCUGCCAGGAAAAAACUGAUGGAUAGUGAUAAAAACAAAAAACUCAAGGUAAGUCAAAAUUUUGAGACUUAAUAGACUUAGUAAAUUUUUUGUCAUGAUUCUAACUUCAAAAAAAUGUAAUUUUGACAUAGGUAAAUCACACAAUUUUGACUUAAUUUUUCACAAAUGUGACUAAGCAAACCAAUUUUUUUUUUACUGGUCAUAAUGCUGAAUUUUUUUUUAUCCCAAUUUUGCAUUACUAUGCUAAACUUUCAUAAUUUGUAUUUCAAAAAAAUAUUUUCACUCAUAAUCUCAUAAUUUUGACUUUGUAACUCUUGGCAAUGUUGGCUCCUUUAGUCUAAAUCUUUACUUAAAUCAUUACCUUUAAAAACCAUCUUUUUUGCUCUUGGCGGAAAUGGGCUUCCUAUACAACUGUGAUAGACUAAGAUGAAAGGACAGGAAGCAAAAGGAACUGGUCCCAGUUUCACCUCAAAGUCGGAGACUGUUUAAAGCCUCUAAAUCUGUGAUUAAUAAUAAUUAUUAUGAGAAUUUAAAAAAAUACUUCAACCAAGCCAGAUGGUUUUGUCACGCACAAAGGGACAUAUUUGAAAGAGGAGCUAUUAAAAAUAUCCAAAUAUCUAUGGAAAUAUCUCAAAACUUAAUUUCCCCUUUUGUUCAGCUGGAGGUUGACUGAUGUGGGAUUCUUUUCCACCUGUUGUACAGAACAAGAUAGACUGCUUCAUCACAGUGUGCUACUUAUACAGGCUCCAUUUAACCAGCUUGAACUCAACAUUGAUGAAGAAGGUCAACAGAUCCUCAUCUAAAAGUAUCUGCAGUUAAAACAGAUUUUUUUUCUUUUUGCUUUUAUCAUUGCCAAAACCCCUUCCUGUUGUGGAGUUGUUUGAUGUUAAAGACGAUCGGACAGCUUUCUUGUGAUUUCACUAAAGCCUUUGGAAUUGCUCUUGUGUUGUCUUUUCUAAAUUGUCAUUUAAGGAGUAAAAGGACAGAUAGACAAAACUGAAACUUGGCCAAAGCCCUUUCUGUCUUUGGUAAUUUGUUUUAAUGUUAAAUAGUUUGUUACAGAUGGACAAACACCCGGUUCUGCAGUUUCAUGGGUUCCUCUCCCUCCGAUUGAACAUCGAACACAGUGAAACACAAAGGACUUAAGGUGCUGAAACAAUGGUUUAAAGCACCUUAAAAAUUUAGGGGGAUGAGAUGAGAAGAAUAUUCCCUGGACAGUUCAUGACUGUGUUGGACUUCUGAUGUCACCAGAGUUGACGAGGAAAACAAAUCUGCAGUUUUGAAUGCAUCUGUGAGACAGUUUAGACAUUCAGUGUUGGAAGCCUGUGAUUCCAGCUCACUACUACAUGUGCAGUUGAUAAAAUUAUUACUGAAAUAAAAGUAUCCCAGUUUGUAUUUACACACAAAGCAAACGAUUACGGACCCCUUGUGGUGUGGAUCUGAUGUUCUCCUGUGUGUCUGACAAAAACACAAGUUUCUGUCAAAUGCCCAUGAGGACGAGUCGGUCUGUUCCACAGCAUGUAUGCAGUAAGACAGGACACGGUUGUGUUUAGUAUAUGAAGAGAUUAACAAGAAGUGAAGUUUUAAAUUUCUUUUUUACAAAUGUACUUUUUGUUUUAUUUGGAUUUACUCAAGACUGAAGGUUUUUCAUAAACUUGUGUUCUGUACUGAAUUGCACUUGUAGUUUGAGGAUAAAUGGUUGAUUGAAAUUUGCAAUUUGAAUGUAGUGUAAGGAUAGAAUCAAACUCUUUUUACUUGCCAGUGACAUUUUUAGAGGAGAAAAGAAUCCUUAAAAGCCUUUACCGCAGUGAUAGAAUGAGAACUAAUUGAGUAGUUAAAAGGAUAUUUCUGGUGUCAUUCUAGUUUUUGAGGUUUAAUUUAAUAAGAAUUUAAUAAGAAUUUUAAAAGAAUUCAGUAAAGGGUUGUCGAGCAGUGCUUUGUGGGAGAAAUAUGUCUUUCACAGAACAGAGUUGUUUACAUAAAACCUUCAGUCUGUGUGCUUCCUGUGAUGUAGUUAGUUGCCAAGGCAGAUUACAGCUCUUAUUAUAACCGCACUAAAAAAAAAAAAAAAAAAAAAGACAGACUCUUCAAGAGAUCUGUAGAUUUCUGCACUUGUGUAUCUGUUUUGUUUUUCUUUAAAGAGAAGUAUGAUUGUGAUCAUCUCAGCAGGCACUAUUUGAAUUAACGAGAUAAAGUGUUGUUACAAAGACUUGAUUCACAGCGAGGUUAUGUCCAGUUCAGUCAGUUCAUUUCAUUCUAUUAUAUUGAAAACAGAUUAUUGUUGUUAAUGUUGGAAUGACAUUGGCCUUCUAUCAUCCUUCUGCCUUGUAUUGUUUGUUUUUGUAUGUUUUAAAAUGUAUGUUAAUAAUUUUUAUCGUUAAUGGAAAUCCUAA
Messenger RNA from Lates calcarifer (barramundi perch), 4459 nucleotides. It is a transcript of the gene spina, whose product is annotated as spindlin-1. The coding region runs from base 426 to 1202 and encodes 258 amino acids. NCBI's taxonomy places the organism in Eukaryota, Metazoa, Chordata, Actinopteri, Centropomidae. Gene Ontology annotation, biological process: gamete generation. The record is from RefSeq and is a predicted model, not a curated record. The transcript is spliced from 8 exons.